Danio rerio (zebrafish) is the source of this 1178-nucleotide messenger RNA. NCBI's taxonomy places the organism in Eukaryota, Metazoa, Chordata, Actinopteri, Cypriniformes, Danionidae. The record is from RefSeq and is a predicted model, not a curated record.
UUCACUGGAGACUUUCAGCAGGUGAGCGCACCUUAAACCAGACUCUUCAACUAGUCUGUCAUGUUAAUGCUGGUACACACCUGCUUUUGCUAGACCAGCUCUAAACCUGUGUGUGUUUCUCCUCAGGAUGCUCACGAGUUCCUCAUGCUGUCCCUGUCCUGCCUGAAAGAGGAAGGCCAGAUGCUGAAGAUGUCUUCUCCCACAUACACUUGCCCCGUAGCCAAUAUGGAGUUCAAGCUUGAAACGGAGCGCACCUGUGUCAGUUGUGGUCUCCAGAAGACAUUUACUGAGGACGCAAACUACAUCUCGCUGGUCCUCGGCCAGAAUGCAAGCGUGUCAGACAGCCUGCAGCAGUACAUGAGCGUGAGCGUCAGCGCUAAUCUCAGUAUACUGCAUGAGCAACAACAUGUCAUUUCUGAUGGGUUUCUCUCUUUCCUUCAGCCGUCUUCAGUUGAUUGCAUGUGCUGCAACUGUAACGGCACAAAGGCCUCUGUGACCCAGAGGUUUUACAGUUUCCCAAGAGUUCUGGUUUUGCUGGUGUCGCGCUUUGAUAUGCUGUCUGAUUGUAAGCUGAGGAAUCGACUGAGGAUUACAGAAGAGUUGACGCUGUCCUCUGUUAAAGCAGGAAGAACCGGCCGACACCAGGGUGGAGUAUAGACUCACUGGAGCAGUGUCACAUUUAGGAAGCAAACUGUUUUCUGGACACUACAUAAGUCACAUUCGGGAUCCAAGUGACGAUGGAUGGCUGCGUUGCAGUGACUUUUCCGUCAGGAAAAUCAGCUGGACAGAAGCGUCCGAAGAAAUAAAGAGGAACUGCUACAUGCUGUUCUACAUCAAGCGAUGAGCAGCAGUUUGUAGCCGACAGUCCUGAAGAGGUGGAGAACAGCAGACUGAGCUUCAGAAGAUCCAGAGUCAGAAGAUUCUGCCAGAUACUUGCACCAAAACCCCCCUGAGAGCUUCAGAACACACAUGAAGAUAUUUUGGAUUAAAUCAGAGAGCUCCUGACCCUCAUAUAAAGGAAACAUUCAUGUUACUCCACCCUUGCUGUAUAUGGAGGGUCAGGGGACAGAUGAAUGAAAGGCUGAACAGUUUGGAACUAUAUGAGUGCAAGUAAAUGAUGGCAGAUUUGAUGUGAACUGUAACUUGAGCACUGCAAUCAAUAAAAAUUAUUUUUCCAA